Messenger RNA from Aspergillus terreus NIH2624, 1878 nucleotides. It is a transcript of the gene zfpA, whose product is annotated as putative C2H2 finger domain protein. The record is from RefSeq and is a predicted model, not a curated record. Bases 1 to 1878 code for a protein of 625 amino acids. NCBI's taxonomy places the organism in Eukaryota, Fungi, Ascomycota, Eurotiomycetes, Eurotiales, Aspergillaceae. The transcript has 2 exons.
AUGGAUCCUGCAUUCACGGACCCUUUCGCAUUCCAGGUGGACAAUUUUGCUAGCUUCGGGCAGCCCGCCAGUUCCUCUCGAGGCCCCCAGACUUCUUAUUAUGAUACCCCUCCGCUCUACACGGAUUCCUACUCCGACUCCAAUAAGACCGCCCCUGGGUUUCCUUCCAUGCCGGGUACGCCCCCGACGCUUCCCUCCACCCAGCCGCUGGACUCCCACGUUCCGGGCCUGACCGCCCCGUCGGGUCCGUCUGUCGCCAGCGCCUCCUCCUCGGCCAUUGGGUCGCCGUACUCCGGCACGGCCCAUGCCAACCAGGAGAACUGGGUCGAUACGAACCACGGCCUGGGCCUUCCCGCCGCGGUGAUGGGGGAUCUGUUUCCGAACGACUACACGGGGACGACCCUGGACCCCGAUUACUUUGCCAAUAAAGGCGCGGACAGCUUUGUUGACCCUUCUUUGAUCCCGCUUCAGCAGCAGUCGAAUCUGUCGACCCCGGCCAUCUCCUACCCGGAACAGACUGAUUAUAGCUUGGUCCCCGGCGGAUUCUUCCCUCAGUCCCCUGACCCUUCCCAAUUCCAAUUUGCGGAUCCCUAUGGUCCAUUCACACAGCAGCCAUGCCCCAUGCCCGCCUCAUCCCCAUCUUUGAUGCCCUCCCAUGUCCCGCCCCGUCGUCUCUCCCUCUACGACCGUCGGUCCUCGGUCUCUUCCGUGCAGUCUCGUCGCUCGCAGCUGAGCCCGGCGGCCAGCAACGCCGAGAUCGAGGAGGACGCCAAGGAAAAGGGCCGAUGCCCUCAUCCGGAUUGCGGUCGAGUCUUCCGGGACCUGAAAGCGCACAUGCUGACGCAUCAGUCGGAGCGUCCGGAGAAAUGCCCCAUUGUCACUUGCGAGUACCACACCAAGGGGUUUGCCCGCAAGUACGACAAGAACCGCCACACCCUGACCCACUACAAGGGAACGAUGGUUUGCGGCUUCUGCCCGGGAUCCGGGUCGCCGGCCGAGAAGAGCUUCAACCGGGCGGAUGUCUUCAAACGUCAUCUGACCUCUGUGCACGGUGUGGAACAGACCCCUCCCAACUGCCGGAAGAGAAGCCCCGCGGCCGCCAGCAAGCCUGCGCCGGGCUAUCCCCAAGACGCGACAGGCAAGUGCUCGACCUGUUCGGAGACUUUCAGCAACGCCCAAGACUUUUACGAACAUCUGGACGACUGUGUCCUCCGGGUGGUGCAGCAGAAGGAGCCCAGCGAGGCCAUCAACGAGCAGCGCCUCGCCGAGGUGGAGUCCGACGAGGAGGUGAAGAAGACCAUGGAGAAGCACAACCUGAACACGGCUGGCACCGUUGAGCGAUACGACGAUGACAACGAUGACGACGAUGAUGACUCCAACGAAGCAUCGUUUCUCCGACGCGCCGGCAAAGGCUCCCUCAAGUCCACCAAGGGCGCCUUCGCCGCCAACAACCGCCCCAUCCUGGGCAACAAUGCCGUGACCAAGCGCUCCGCGGCUACGAAACGCCGCAACAACCGUGAUCGGUACCCCCAGUCGUGGGGCUGCCCCAGCAGCAGCAUCAAGACCAAAAAGCGCGUGCUCUGCGUCUUUGACGGCCAGCGCCGCCUGUGGAAGGACGAGAUGGUGCUGGAUAAUGAAUUCGAAGUGCGACUCAAGCUCCCCGGCGGUGCCGGAGACGGCACCAACCGCGAGGCAUACAUCACCGACCUGGAUGUGGAGACGAUGAAGCGCGCCGAAGGCGUCCUGAGCGCCAACGACGAGGAGCGAGGCCCGUGGCUAGAUGGGCCGCUCACCCAGAUGAUUGGGCCAUCGGCGAUGAUGUCUGAGAUGCCUCCGGCCCUCGAGGGCAAGGCGACCUUCGACGAGUUCAUGUUUUAA